AUGAUGUGGAAUGCUUUGUGACUGUGUGGACACAUAACAAAACGGUGAUGACUAGAGACAUGAUUGUCUCAACAAUACAGUCCCAGUAGAGAGCAGAGUGGAGAGGUGUCAGGAGGAGAUGAAAUUUAACUGAAGACCAACUUUUCUCUGAGGAGCCCAUGUCUCCCGUUGGGCAAAUAUGAUGGAACUCAGACACUCCCAAAUCAUUUGGAAUAAUUGUGAAAGUAGCAGCCUGUCAAACGCAACAACCUAUUGGACUUGACAAAAAUAUAGAAAAGGGGGGGCAAGGGUAGGAAGGUUGAAGAAUGUUUUUGAAUUUCAGAAGGAUCAGAAAAUGUCAAUGUGUGCAGCUGGUGACGACAUGCUUUGUCCUGUCCGUGUUGAUGGUGUGCUGGGAGCAGCUGGACCACCAUGUGGUGAGCCAUAUGAAGUCCUACUCCUACCGCUACCUGGUCAACAGCUACGACUUCAUCAACAAGAGCUUUGGCAUCAGCCAGAAGGAGGCUAAGAGCCAGAGCAACUUCCCAUACCUCAUCAACCACCAUGACAAGUGUGACAGCAAUGAAGUGCUGUUGCUGCUGUUCGUCAAAUCUUCCCCAGAGAACCUGGAGAGGAGGCAGGCCAUCCGGGCCACCUGGGGGAAUGAGGCCUACACCCAGAGGGAGUUGGGGGCCACCGUGAGGGUGGUGUUUGCCCUGGGGGUCCACCCCAACCCCCAGCAGAGGGGCCAUGUACAGAGGGGGCUGCUGGGGGAGGACCAGGUCUAUGGGGACCUGGUCCAGCAGGACUUUGUUGACACCUUUCACAACCUCACCAUCAAACUGCUGCUGCAGUUCCGCUGGAGCCACAACUACUGCAGCCAAGCACGUUUCCUCAUGUCAGCCGACGACGACAUCUUUGUCCACAUGCCCAACCUGGUGCACUACCUGCAGGGCUUAAUCCGUCAGGGGGCCCGGGACCUCUGGGUGGGCCACGUGCACAGGGGAGCCCCACCUAACCGCCGGAAGGACAGCAAGUACCACGUGCCUUAUGAGAUGUACCAGUGGCCAUCUUACCCAGACUACACGGCGGGUGCAGGGUACGUUGUCUCAGGGGACGUGGCUUCCAAAAUCUACCAGGCCACUCUGUCCCUCAAUGCCUCGCUGUACAUUGAUGAUGUGUUCAUGGGCAUCUGUGCCAACGCCAUGGGGAUGUCUCCCCAGGAACAUGUUUACUUUUCAGGGGAAGGGAAGGCCCCCUAUCACCCCUGCAUCUACGAUAAGAUGAUCACCUCUCACGGACACGUGGCAGAUGUCCGGUACCUUUGGAAGGCAGCGACGGACCCCCAGAUCCAUGACAUUUCCUCUGGUCUGUUGGGAAAGAUGUACUGCACAGCAGUGAAAGUAAUGCUCCUCUGUAAACCUUACUAUUUAAAUACCUACCCAUGCAAAGCAGCAUUUUCAUAGUGUAUUGUAAGGCUGCACAGAAUGUCAGUCUUUAUUUUCUUUUAUAUUUCAGUGUCUACCGCUGGUAUCAUUUUCUAAAUAAAGACCAAACCCUUGUUCUUGAGCAUAUAUUCACCACUCCUGCCUUGGCUUGAUGGA
Messenger RNA from Salvelinus namaycush (lake trout), 1583 nucleotides. RefSeq names its product lactosylceramide 1,3-N-acetyl-beta-D-glucosaminyltransferase A-like. Gene Ontology annotation, biological process: brain development. Gene Ontology annotation, cellular component: membrane. The transcript has a single exon. Lineage: Eukaryota; Metazoa; Chordata; Actinopteri; Salmoniformes; Salmonidae. The coding region runs from base 306 to 1445 and encodes 379 amino acids. The record is from RefSeq and is a predicted model, not a curated record.